Canis lupus familiaris (dog) is the source of this 2470-nucleotide messenger RNA. It is a transcript of the gene TCERG1L, whose product is annotated as transcription elongation regulator 1 like. NCBI's taxonomy places the organism in Eukaryota, Metazoa, Chordata, Mammalia, Carnivora, Canidae. Bases 1 to 1773 code for a protein of 590 amino acids. The record is from RefSeq and is a predicted model, not a curated record. Gene Ontology annotation, molecular function: transcription coregulator activity; RNA polymerase binding. The transcript has 12 exons. Gene Ontology annotation, cellular component: nucleus.
AUGCUGGGGGGCGCCAGGCUCCAGCGGCGGCGGCGGCAGCUGCAGCAGCAGCCCCGGCGGCGGCAGCCUCCGCUCUGGCCGAUGAGCGCCGACCCGCCGCCGCCGCCGCCGCCCUGGCUUUGGAUGGUCCCCGGCUCGGCCGGGCUGCUCCGCCUGGGCGCCGGGGUCGCGCCCCCGCCCGUGCUGCUCGCCGCGGCGCAGCCCCCCGCCGGCCCGCUGCUCCCCGGGCUGCCCGGCUGGCGAGCCCCGGCCGAGCCCCUGCUGCCGCUGCUGCCGCUGCCGCCGCUGCCCUCUGCGCCAGACCACGCCGCCGCCGCCGCCGCCGCGCACCACCUCCCGGUGCUGCACGCGCAGUGGCUGUGCGGUGGCCAUUCUCCAGCCAUAGGACUGUCCCCCUCGUCCACUGUGGAGUUGGUGCCCAUCUUCCCACAUGUCUGCCCAUCUGCUCUUCCACCUCCUAUUGGGAAAAGUUGGAUAGACAAAAGGAUUCCUAAUUGUAAGAUCUUCUUUAAUAAUUCCUUUGCUCUGGACUCCUCGUGGAUCUAUCCUGAGGAAUCAAGGUUGUUCCAUGGGCACGAAAAGCCCCAUUUGUUGGCAAAUCAAGUCGCACUGUCUCUGUCCAGACCAGCUCCUGCCUCCCGGCCUCUUCCCACCGUGGUGUUAGCACCUCAGCCAAUACCAGGUGGUUGUCACGGCGGCCUGAAGCCUGUCAGCAGCAGCCCGGGCAUUGCCAUCACCGCCGCGGCCGCCGUGGUGUCUGUGGAUCCCGAGGGACUGGGGGGCCCGGCCCCCUCCAGCGUGCAGCCCUGCCACUUCCUGACGUUGGCGCCCAUCAAGAUACCCCUGAGGACCGCCCCCUUCUCAGAUAAAAGCCGAGAGCGCAGCCGAGCGCCCUGCCCGCCCGCCCUGGUGCUGCACGCCGAGAGGAAGAGCCCGGCCAGGGACGGAGACGACAAGGAGCCUCCAUCGAUACUCGUCACAAGAGAGGACAGUGCGGCGGAGGGCAACAGACCCGUGGCCUCUACCCCGGUGCCCGGAUCCCCCUGGUGUGUGGUCUGGACGGGCGAUGACCGCGUCUUCUUCUUCAACCCGACGAUGCAGCUGUCGGUGUGGGAGAAGCCCAUGGACCUGAAAAACCGUGGAGACCUCAACCGGAUCAUCGAGGACCCGCCCCACAAGCGCAAGCUGGAGGCCCCAACACCCAACCACAGCGACGGGUCACGGUCUGAGGACGGCAGGGGAGACCGCAGCCUGAGAACCAAGAGGAACCGGACAGAAGGCCACGUGAGUCCUGGGCCAGAGGAGACGGAAGGAGAGGCCAAGAGCAUCAAGACGCCGCCGCCGCAGAUCCUCCUGCCGCUGGAGGAGCGGGUGACCCACUUCCGAGACAUGCUGCUGGAGCGAGGGGUGUCUGCGUUUUCUACCUGGGAGAAAGAAUUACAUAAAAUCGUGUUUGAUCCACGCUACCUCCUGCUGAACUCUGAGGAGCGGAAACAGAUAUUUGAACAGUUUGUCAAGACAAGGAUAAAAGAGGAAUACAAGGAAAAGAAAAGCAAACUGCUGCUAGCCAAAGAAGAAUUCAAAAAACUUCUGGAGGAAUCUAAAGUGUCACCCAGGACCACAUUUAAGGAGUUUGCGGAGAAGUACGGCCGGGAUCAGAGGUUUCGACUCGUUCAAAAAAAGAAGGACCAGGAGCACUUUUUCAACCAAUUCAUACUUAUCCUUAAGAAACGGGACAAGGAAAACAGACUCAGGCUACGGAAAAUGAGAUGAGUGUGUAAGAAGUGCAAUAAGACAGGUGCAGAGUGGAGGGGGCACGGUGAGGGGUGCGGGCGUCCGCGUGGCCGCCGAGCGGGGGCUGCGUGCAGGUCUCAGAGGAUUACUGUUUCAUAUUGAAGCUCUCUUUUGUACGACGUUCCGAGUUUGAUGCAUUUCUAAUUGCCGUGGUAGGUCGCUCCCUUAAUUGUUUUAAUUAUGCAAAUUACUUGUAAUAUAUACAAAUUAUAAAUCCACUGCAGGUUUGUAACUAGGCAGAAACAUCUAUAACCAUCUCCAGGCGUUUUCAUGAGUUGAGCCAAUUAUCUGAAACUUUUCUGAAAACCUUCGUGCGUUCCUUCGAUUCUGAGCUCCUUACGCGAGUGUGCUAGGUCUCGGUCCCGUGUUCUGAGUAGUAGCAAUAGGAUAUUCAUCAUCAAUCAUAGUGACAACUGUGAGCAUCUCCACACGUGGACCCUGGACCCCCUGCAGGAGUCUGAGGGGAUCGCCUGGUCCCCGAGGGGCGUCGGGCCCGGAGAGGGCAGCUGCACUGUCGGAGGUCCUUCUUAAAACGGAAUUAUUUUGUACAAAAUCAUCAUAUUAAUAUUUGCGUUAUUUUUAUUGUAUGCCCAGAGUUUGCAUGAGAUUUUUCUCAUCAUCUUUGUAUAAAAAGAAUUUUAAAUUUUUUUUAAAUUAAUAAAUAUUUUAAACCAGU